AGUCUGGGAAGGGCUUGACUGAGUGGCAGCCAGUGUCGGGGUGGCAACUGGGAAUGGGGCCGCUCCAGACUUCCGCUGCCAACUACAAGGGGGCGGAUCCGAGGGGGUAGGCCGAAGUUGUAGGCGGGGCCUGAGGCUCUAGUACCCAAGCUUCUUCUAGGGACGGGAAGUCGCGACCAGAGCCAGUGGAGGGCGCGGGGACUGCAACCCUAAUCAGAGCCCAAAUGGCGCAGUGGGAAAUGCUGCAGAAUCUUGACAGCCCCUUUCAGGACCAGCUGCACCAGCUUUACUCACGCAGUCUCCUGCCUGUGGACAUUCGACAGUACUUGGCUGUCUGGAUUGAAGACCAGAACUGGAAGGAAGCUGUACUCGGGAAUGAUGAUUCCAAGGCUACCAUGCUAUUCUUCCACUUCUUGUAUCAGCUGAACUAUGAGUGUGGCCGUUGCAGCCAGGACCCAGAGUCCUUGUUGCUGCAGCACAAUUUGCGGAAAUUCUGCCGGGACAUUCAGGCCUUUUCCCAGGGCCCUACUCAAUUGGCUGAGAUGAUCUUUAACCUCCUUCUGGAAGAAAAAAGAAUUUUGAUCCAGGCUCAGAGGGCUCAACCGGAGCAAGGAGAGCCAGCUCUCGUAACACCUGUGGAGAGCCAGCAACAUGAGAUUGAAUCCCGAAUCCUGGAUUUAAGGGCUAUGAUGGAGAAGCUGGUAAAAUCCAUCAGCCAACUGAAAGACCAGCAGGAUGUCUUCUCCUUCCGAUACAAGAUCCAGGCCAAAGGGAAGACACCUUCUCUGGACUCCCAUCAGACCAAAGAGCAGCAGAUUCUGCAGGAAACUCUCAAUGAACUGGACAAAAGGAGAAAGGAGGUACUGGAUGCCUCCAAAGCACUGCUAGGCCGAUUAACUACCCUAAUCGAGCUACUACUGCCAAAGUUGGAAGAGUGGAAAGCCCAGCAGCAAAAAGCCUGCAUUAGAGCUCCCAUUGACCACGGGUUGGAACAGCUGGAGAAAUGGUUCACAGCUGGAGCAAAGCUGUUGUUUCACCUGAGGCAGCUGCUGAAGGAGCUGAAGGGACUGAGUUGCCUGGUUAGCUAUCAGGAUGACCCUCUGAUCAAAGGGGUGGACCUACGCAACGCCCAGGUCACAGAGUUGCUACAGCGUCUGCUCCACAGAGCCUUUGUGGUAGAAACCCAGCCCUGCAUGCCCCAAACUCCCCAUCGACCCCUCAUCCUCAAGACUGGGAGCAAGUUCACCGUCCGAACAAGGCUGCUGGUGAGACUCCAGGAAGGCAAUGAGUCACUGACUGUGGAAGUCUCCAUUGACAGGAAUCCUCCUCAAUUACAAGGCUUCCGGAAGUUCAACAUUCUGACUUCAAACCAGAAAACUUUGACCCCCGAGAAGGGGCAGAGUCAGGGUUUGAUUUGGGACUUUGGUUACCUGACUCUGGUGGAACAACGUUCAGGUGGUUCAGGAAAAGGCAGCAAUAAGGGGCCACUAGGUGUGACAGAGGAACUGCACAUCAUCAGCUUCACGGUCAAAUAUACCUACCAGGGUCUGAAGCAGGAGCUGAAAACGGACACCCUCCCUGUGGUGAUUAUUUCCAACAUGAACCAGCUCUCAAUUGCCUGGGCUUCAGUUCUCUGGUUCAAUUUGCUCAGCCCAAACCUUCAGAACCAGCAGUUCUUCUCCAACCCCCCCAAAGCCCCCUGGAGCUUGCUGGGCCCUGCUCUCAGUUGGCAGUUCUCCUCCUAUGUUGGCCGAGGCCUCAACUCAGACCAGCUGAGCAUGCUGAGAAACAAGCUGUUCGGGCAGAACUGUAGAACUGAGGAUCCAUUAUUGUCCUGGGCUGACUUCACUAAGCGAGAGAGUCCUCCUGGCAAGCUACCAUUCUGGACAUGGCUGGACAAAAUUCUGGAGUUGGUACAUGACCACCUGAAGGAUCUCUGGAAUGAUGGACGCAUCAUGGGCUUUGUGAGUCGGAGCCAGGAGCGCCGGCUGCUGAAGAAAACCAUCUCUGGCACCUUUCUACUGCGCUUCAGUGAAUCGUCAGAAGGGGGCAUUACCUGCUCCUGGGUGGAGCACCAGGAUGAUGACAAGGUGCUCAUCUACUCUGUGCAACCGUACACAAAGGAGGUGCUGCAGUCACUCCCGCUGACUGAAAUCAUCCGCCAUUACCAGUUGCUCACUGAGGAGAAUAUACCUGAGAACCCAUUGCGCUUCCUCUAUCCCCGAAUCCCCCGGGAUGAAGCUUUUGGGUGCUACUACCAGGAGAAAGUUAAUCUCCAGGAACGGAGGAAAUACCUGAAACACAGGCUCAUUGUGGUCUCUAAUAGACAGGUGGAUGAACUGCAACAACCGCUGGAGCUUAAGCCAGAGCCAGAGCUGGAGUCGUUAGAGCUAGAACUAGGGCUGGCGCCAGAGCCAGAGCUCAGCCUCGACUUAGAGCAACUGCUGAAGGCAGGGCUGGAUCUGGGGCCAGAGCUAGAGUCUGUGCUGGAGUCCACUCUGGAGCCUGUAAUGGAGCCCACACUAUGCAUGGUAUCACAAACAGUGCCAGAGCCAGACCGAGGACCUGUGUCACAGCCAGUGCCAGAGCCAGAUUUGCCCUGUGAUCUGAGACAUUUGAACACUGAGCCAAUGGAAAUCUUCAGAAACUGUGUAAAGAUUGAAGAAAUCAUGCCGAAUGGUGACCCACUGUUGGCUGGCCAGAACACCGUGGAUGAGGCUUACGUCUCCCGCCCCAGCCACUUCUACACUGAUGGACCCUUGAUGCCUUCUGACUUCUAGGAACCACAUUUCCUUUGUUCUUUUCAUAUCUCUUGCCCUUCCUACUCCUCAUAGCAUGAUGUUGUUCUCCAAGGAUGGGAAUCAGGCAUGUGUCCCUUCCAAGCUGUGUUAACUGUUCAGACUCAGGCCUGUGUGACUCCAUUGGAGUGAGAGGUGAAAGCAUAACAUGGGCACAGAAGGGACAACAAUGAAUCAGAACAGAUGCUAAGCCAUAGGUCUAAAUAGGAUCCUGAAGGCUGCCUGCUGUGCUGGGAGGCAUAGGGGUCCUGGAGGCAGGCCAGGGCAGUUGACAGGUACUUGGAGGGCUCAGGGCAGUAGCUUCUUUUCAGUAUGGAAGGAUUUCAACAUUUUAACAGCUGGUUAGGCUAAACUGCUGCACACUGGCAUUGGCCCUUGGUGGGGAGCACAGACACAGGAUAGGACUCCAUUUCUUUCUUCCAUUCCUACAUGUCUAGGAUAACUUCCUUUCUUCUUUCCUUCACUCCUGACUCAAUCCCUGAAUUUCUUCUUUUCCUGCAGGGGUUGAGAGCUUUCUGCCUUAGCCUACCAUGUGAAACUCCACCCUGAAAAAGGGGAUGGAUAGGAAGUAGAUCUCUUUUUCUUACCAGUCUCCUCCCCUACUCUGCCCCUAAGCUGGCUGCACCCAUUCCUCUCCCAUAAAAUGAUCCUGCCAAUCUAAUGUGCCUGUGAAGCUUUGCACACUAGCUUAUGCCACCUAGUCUCUACUUUCUCAAUGCUUAGGAGACAGAUCACUCCUGGAGGCUGGGGAUAGUAGGAUUGCUGGGAAUUUAGGAAUUGCUUUUUGUUUUUGAAACAGGGUCUCACUCUGUUGCCUAGGCUAGAGUGCAGUGGUGCAAUCACAGCUCACUGCAGCCUCAACCUCCUGGGUUCAAGCAAUCCUCCUACCUCAGCCUCCUGGGUAGCUGGGACCAUGGCAUGCACCACCAUGCCCUAUUGUUUUUUUUCUCUUUUUAGAGACAGGGUCUUGCUCUGUUGCCCAGGCUGGUCUUAAACUCCUGGGCUCAAGUGAUCCUCACGCCUUGGCCUCCCAAAGUGCUGGGAUUACAGACAUGAGCCACUGCACUCGGCCAGGAAUUUUUUUUUUUUUUUUUUUUUUUUUUUUUUUUUUUUGAGAUGGAGUUUCUCUCGUUGUCCAGGCUGGAGUACAAUGGCGUGAUCUCGGCUUACUGCAACCUCCAACUCCCGGGUUCAAGUGACUCUCCUGCCUCAGCCUCCCAAUUAGCUGGGAUUACAGAUCUGCACCACCAUGCCCAGCUAAUUUUGUAUUUUUAGUAGAGACGGGGUUUCUCCAUGUUGGUCAGGCUGGUCUCGAACUCCCGACCUCAGGUGAUCUGUCCACCUUGGCCUCCCAAAGUGCUGGGAUUACAGGCGUGAGCCACCGUGCCUGGCAGGAAUUUCUUUUUAUAGUAUUGGAUAAAGUUUGGUGUUUUUACAGAGGAGAAGCAAUGGGUCUUAGCUCUUUCUCUAUUAUGUUACAAUCCCCCCCUUUUUUGUGCAAUAUGUUGUUUACCUGAAAGGAAGGUUUCUAUUCCUUGGUUGUGGACCUGGACAAAGACCUAGUCUGUGGAACUUAAAACCCUGAAGGUCUGUCAUAGGACUCUGGACAAUCUCACAUCUUAGCUAUUCCUAGGGAACCCCAGGGGGCAACUGACAUUGCUCUAAGAUGUCCUCCUGAUGUAGCUUGAGAUAUAAAUGAAAGGCCCUGCACAGGUGGCUGUUUCUUGUCUGUUAUGUCAGAGGAACAGUUCUGUUCAGAAGGGGGCUCUUCUGAGCAGAAAUGGCUAAUAAACUUUGUGCUGAUCUGGAAA
Piliocolobus tephrosceles (Ugandan red Colobus) is the source of this 4609-nucleotide messenger RNA. RefSeq names its product signal transducer and activator of transcription 2 (gene STAT2). The transcript has 24 exons. The record is from RefSeq and is a predicted model, not a curated record. Gene Ontology annotation, molecular function: DNA-binding transcription factor activity; DNA binding. Bases 225 to 2780 code for a protein of 851 amino acids. Gene Ontology annotation, biological process: signal transduction; regulation of DNA-templated transcription. NCBI's taxonomy places the organism in Eukaryota, Metazoa, Chordata, Mammalia, Primates, Cercopithecidae.